CCGCACCAUAAUUACGAUAUUACCUUCCGGGUUUGGGUAAAACUACCCAAUUCCCCGUUCCCUCUUAAAUUUGGCUUUCCCCUCUUUCUCUCUCUCUACGGUUCCCUUCGGUCUUCAAGCUUCCCAAGAACUCUUCAGAAAUGGCGGGCAAGGGCGGGAAGGGGCUUAUAGCAGCGAAAACCACAGCAGCUAACAAGGACAAGGACAAGGACAAGAAGAGGCCCGUUUCUCGUUCAUCUCGCGCUGGUAUCCAGUUUCCGGUGGGUCGAAUUCAUAGGCAGCUGAAACAGCGAAUUGCUGCUCAUGGGCGUGUUGGUGCCACUGCUGCUGUGUACUUGGCCUCAAUCCUUGAGUACCUGACUGCUGAGGUUCUUGAGUUGGCCGGAAAUGCUAGCAAGGAUCUCAAGGUCAAGAGAAUCACACCGAGGCAUCUGCAACUGGCCAUCAGGGGAGAUGAGGAGCUGGACACUCUGAUCAAGGGAACCAUUGCUGGAGGUGGUGUCAUCCCCCACAUCCACAAGUCCCUCAUCAACAAGACCUCCAAGGAGUGAUUCAAGAUUUGAUGAUUCAAACGGGCAUUCACUAAUGGCGUUUAAUAUUAUGACUGUUUUAUUCUCGUGUUUUAGUGGCUGUUUAGGUUAGCUGGAUUUAGUAGUACAUAUGGGCAAUCUCGUGCUUGUCCGUUUGAACCGGUAUCUGUAUGUCUGUUCAUCUUCAUGUGUUUUGUUGGAUAGUUUAACCAGGUAUUCUCAAUGUCUUUAUUUAUAUCAUGUGACCUUUUAAGCUCUUCUUCUGGUUUAAGAUGAUGAUUGUUGUGAAA
Pyrus x bretschneideri (Chinese white pear) is the source of this 820-nucleotide messenger RNA. RefSeq names its product histone H2A variant 1. The transcript has 3 exons. Lineage: Eukaryota; Viridiplantae; Streptophyta; Magnoliopsida; Rosales; Rosaceae. The record is from RefSeq and is a predicted model, not a curated record. Bases 141 to 551 code for a protein of 136 amino acids. Gene Ontology annotation, cellular component: nucleosome. Gene Ontology annotation, molecular function: protein heterodimerization activity; structural constituent of chromatin; DNA binding.